Molecule: messenger RNA, 673 nt
Organism: Bipolaris maydis ATCC 48331
Lineage: Eukaryota; Fungi; Ascomycota; Dothideomycetes; Pleosporales; Pleosporaceae
Product: thioredoxin-like protein
Cellular component (GO): mitochondrial matrix
Source: RefSeq, a predicted model, not a curated record
GCCAUCACCGAACUUUCUGUCAACAUCCACCAACGACACAAAAUGUUUGCAAGACGCGCAAUUCCCUCGGCCUUCCGAGCCGCCACUCGCGCAAGCGCACCUCGCUUUUCCCCAACCACACGCUUCCUCACGCCGUUCCAAGCACGACUGCUCUCUGAUGAAGUCCGCUCCGCAAUCGACAGAGCCAUUGCUUCAUCCCCAGUAGUUCUAUUCAUGAAGGGCACACCUGAAACACCCCAAUGUGGUUUCUCAAGAGCCAGCAUCCAGAUUCUGGGCAUGCAGGGCGUAGAUCCGGACAAAUUCACAGCUUUCAAUGUACUAGAGGACCAGGAGCUGAGGCAAGGAAUCAAAGAAUACUCAGAGUGGCCGACGAUACCACAGCUAUAUGUCGACAAGGAGUUUAUCGGCGGCUGCGACAUUCUUAUGACGAUGCACCAGGACGGAUCGCUCGCUAAGAUGCUUGAGGAAAAGGGUGUUGUUGUUCCUGCCGAAGGCCAAGGGCAAGCACCUUAAAAAGCUUAUUCAUGAAAACGGCAGAGAAUACAGGGCACGCGACCUAGUACUUACAUAAUACUGUUUUGUAUCGAUUGUGAGUGUUAUCAAUAGCUUGCAUUACUGUUAAAAGAAUGUGUACAUACGACUUAUACAACAUUUGCCGUUGGUUGGCCCUUGC